AUGAAUCUUAUUGAAGAUAACUUCAAAAACUCUGCAGAAAGGCUAGAUAAACCAUCAGCUUAUUUAAUCAGAAAGGCAAGACACAAUUAUGGAGAAUUGGAACGAGCAAUGACGCUGAAAACAGUGUAUGUUGGUAAUUUAUCUCAUUUCACUACUGAAGAACAAAUACAUGAAUUAUUUCUGAAAUGUGGUGCUAUUGAUAGAAUCAUAAUGGGAUUAGAUAGAAAUAAAUUAACUCCUUGUGGGUUUUGCUUUGUGAUAUAUCGAAGUGAACAAGGUUCUUUAAAUGCUAUGAAAUUUUUACAAUCCACCAUUUUGGAUUCUCAAAGUAUAUCCAUUGAUUUGGAUCCAGGGUUCCGUGAGGGAAGACAAUUUGGAAGAGGUAAACAUGGAGGGCAAGCAUCUCAAGAAAUAGCUGCUGCCGGUGGGUUUGAUAAUGGGCGAAGUGGUGGUGGCUACAGAGGACGCGGCAGAGGCGGGUUUAGAGGUGGAAGAGGUGGUGGGUAUAGAGGACGAGGUGGUGGUUUCAGAGGUGGGUUUAGAGGUGGAAGAGGAGGAGGUGGUGGUGGUGGUGGUUUUGGCCGUGGUGAGUCUUCAGUAUAUAUACCUUCAAAAGAUCCCACAUUUGAUGCGCCAACUACAUUUAACCCAUUGGCAGAUAUGAGUCAGGGUUAA
Molecule: messenger RNA, 675 nt
Organism: Candida dubliniensis CD36
Lineage: Eukaryota; Fungi; Ascomycota; Pichiomycetes; Serinales; Debaryomycetaceae
Exons: 1
Coding region: 1-675 (224 amino acids)
Biological process (GO): mRNA cis splicing, via spliceosome
Cellular component (GO): nuclear cap binding complex
Molecular function (GO): RNA cap binding
Source: RefSeq, a predicted model, not a curated record